Molecule: messenger RNA, 339 nt
Organism: Rotaria socialis
Lineage: Eukaryota; Metazoa; Rotifera; Eurotatoria; Philodinida; Philodinidae
Source: the annotation of a GenBank genome assembly
AUGUCGGAAAUCUUGAAACAAAAAGCAUCAUUACAAAUUCCACCAUCUGUACCUUCUAGAACUUCCAGUCGAGCAAGCACUCGUCGAAAUCCAAUUGAUCUAAAGGCUGAUAAUAUUUAUUUUAGUUAUUCCCAACAGGAUCAACCUAUUUGCAGUCGUAUAACUGAUUGUUUAAUCAAUGAAGGUUCUUCUAUUUGUGAAACAUCAUCAACUGCGUCGCAAUUCAAAUCCUAUAUAGACAUAGCUGAUGUUGCAUUGGUUCUUUCAAUGAAAAUUAUUCGAGAAAUAAACAUUCUUAUGCUGAAUUGCAUUAUGCAAAAUCCAAAGGAAAAAAAUUAA